CCACGCUUGUUUAAUGACAUACUCCAUCAGCUCCCAAAUAGUAUUAGCAAGUGUCCCUCGACCAGAGUCAGGCAGAGCUUGCAGCCACAGUCAGCAAUGGCGGCCGCCGCCGAGGUGGGAGGGGACAAGUACCGCUCCUUCAUCCACGGCGAGAGCGAGAGGGACACCGUGUGGAGGCACGGCGCGCCGCCCAACUACGAUGUCGUCAACAAGCUCUUCGAGGCGGAGCGGACGCAGGUGUGGCCCGAGGGGUCCCUGGAGGAGAAGGUGCAGCGGCUGCUCAAGACCUGGGAGAUGGAGCUGGUCCACAAGGUGCGCCCCGAGGACCAGAAGACCGUCAACUCCGCCAAGUACACCGCCAGCACCAACGGGAUGAAGGCCCUGAGCCGGGCCGAGGUGAUGGCCAUCGGCGGCUACAACAACUUCCUGCGCACCAAGCUCCCCCCCGAGCACCGCAUCUUCGACCCGGACCAGGAGACGCUCGAGUCCUCCAUGGCCACGUUCCUGACGGCCUUCCCGCGGGGGUUCGCCAUCGAGGUGCUCGACGUCUACAGCGGCCCGCCCAAGAUCGCCUUCAAGUUCCGGCACUGGGGUUACAUGGAGGGGCCCUUCAAGGGCCACCCGCCGCACGGCCAGCGCGUCGAGUUCGUCGGCGUCUGCAUCUUCCAUGUUGACGAGGAGAUGAAGGUGGAGAAGUCGGAGUACUUCUACGAGCGCGGCAACUUCCUGGCCAGCUUCUUGAGCCCGCCCGAUGCCGCGUCAGGUUCAGGCUCAGGCUGCCCGGUGAUGCAGGCGGACUGAAUGAAUGCAUCGAACAGCGAGCGUGUUUGGACUCUGGAACGGCCAAAUUCAGUGUAUCGCAGCUGCUUUCUGAUUGAUGAUAAUUCCGCGUGGCAUGAAAUAAGCGUGAAAUUGGAUGAAAAAGUUUGUUUGUUCUCGCAAGAGAAGAAGAGUAGCUUGGUGUUUGUCUGCCACACAACCUUCCUUGCUCCGUAUGGAUACGUCAUGGUGCCAGCCCAAGGCUGAGUUUUAGAAUGGCGAAAUGACGUAACAUGAUUUAUUAGUGUGCCGCCA
Panicum hallii is the source of this 1074-nucleotide messenger RNA. RefSeq names its product pathogen-related protein-like. The record is from RefSeq and is a predicted model, not a curated record. NCBI's taxonomy places the organism in Eukaryota, Viridiplantae, Streptophyta, Magnoliopsida, Poales, Poaceae. The coding region runs from base 97 to 801 and encodes 234 amino acids. The transcript has 4 exons.